AUGGAUAUGAGUGAAGUCCAAUCAAGGCUCCUAUCGCAAUCAGUUGAGCCGUCUGACAACUCGAGUGAUGUUCUCCUUUUCGAUGCUUCCAGAAAUAGCCGUAGAAGCAAGAAGAAACAUCCGACUGUAAAGCGGGCCGAGGAGCUGCUAAGAAUGUGCAACCUGAAAUUCGAGCCGGGCACUUUCGGCGUGGGUGAGGUAGCCAAGGCUGUCAUCUGCUUCGACAUCGCCUGCCACCUGAUGGGCAGCACAGCAGUGGAUGCGCGCAAGGCAGCCAAGCUGAGCGGCAUGUCUCCACCUGCAUACGCCCGGGCACGAGCAGCCAUUCAGAACGCUCUAGGCGUCAGGUCGCAGUUGAGCCUGCCCCAGUUGGCCCUUCAGUUUGGGUGCAUGCGGGUGCUGGAGUCCACCCAACGCAACCUGCAUGUCUUCACCGCGCGCUUCACUGCCGCCCUCCCAGAGGCACGGAGGGGCGGCACUGACUUCUCCCGGCCGGCAUACCUGGCAGCAGCGCUCAUGCUCACAGCCACACGCAACCAGUUGAAGAUGGAUGUGGACAGGCUGCUGGAAGCAAAGCAUGUGGGCAAGGACGAGUUUCAGCAGGUGGUGGCGUGCAUGGAGGCCCACUGCGCUGACCUAUUUGGGUCGUCCCACAGCUGCCCCACACCCAGCAAGGCACAGGAGCACUCUUUGCCACGCCAGCACCCACCAGUACAACAUCAACUGCAGCAUCAACACGGCCGCCAGCAGCAGCAGCAGCAACCGCAGCAGCGGAACCAGCAGCAGCGCAAUGACGUGCACCGAAGCUUAAGUAGCUCCUUCCGUGAGCCAACAUUGCGAGCCUCACGUGAUGCAGCGACAGUAGAAGGUGCCGGGAGAGCUGAAGGCGUAGCAAGAGGAGAAGGAACGCGUGGGGCAGCUGAACGGGAUGAAUCACUGCCAGUCAGGCACGCCCAGAGGGAACAGUGCACAUCUCAUGCUGACGUGGCACACCUGCACAGAAAGCAGCACCAGCAGCAUGUCCCUGCCGCUGACGUGGCAGAGCAACAGCGGAGCACUACAUCAGCUGAAAUGGCACCACAGCAACAGGCUGUUGCCAGCAACAGCAACAGCACCAUGCCAGUGCCCCAAGCCAAGCUCACACUCCUAAAGAGACCCUCAGGCCAUUCAGGGAAGCUGUGUCAGGCCAAGCUGCUCUUCAAGCGCGUCAAGACUGCAGCUGCCUAG
Messenger RNA from Closterium sp. Naga37s-1, 1227 nucleotides. The record is from the annotation of a GenBank genome assembly. NCBI's taxonomy places the organism in Eukaryota, Viridiplantae, Streptophyta, Zygnematophyceae, Desmidiales, Closteriaceae.